Molecule: messenger RNA, 330 nt
Organism: Adineta ricciae
Lineage: Eukaryota; Metazoa; Rotifera; Eurotatoria; Adinetida; Adinetidae
Source: the annotation of a GenBank genome assembly
AUGAAGAGUAGUCUGCCAGUGUAUGUUUACCUUGGAAUGUUUUAUAUGUUCACGUCGGUUUCUACAACACCUUUCCCAGCAAAACAACUGAGAUCGACGAUGCCAGUAUCAACUGAAUACAAACGUUUGGCAACACGUUGUUUCAUCGAUGAUUAUACAACAUGGUCAGAAAAAUAUCAGUUUUUGUUAUUUAUGCUUCGCAUGGCUGAUGUAUUGAAUAUGGCUGAUCAAGAUAGAGAGUCGUUAUUGAAACAAUGGGACCAAAUGCGUCUUCAACAGCAAUGUUUACGCUUUAUCGAACGGCUACCGGUCUCUGUUGGUCCUGGGUAG